GGGUUGAGAACUGGAGAGGUGUGGCAGUAGACAUAGGGAGGCCAGCCCACAGCGGACGUGUCACAAGCAGGCGCGCUCUCCGCUCCGCUUGUGCGCAGCUGAGGUCUCCGCGAGCUCCAGGAGGAGGGGGAGCGGUCGAGGACAGGCACGCAGUCGCGUUGCGGAGUUGUGGUGCGGACACGUGGCAGCCUGAGAUCGGAUAAUCGGGGUCGGGAUAUCGUUAUCUUACAAAAUGAUUGCGCGGGCGGUUGAGUGUUCGGCCUCUCUGACCCUUCUGCUGGGGUCGGCUCUUCAGCCAAAGGGUGCUGCAGUACAUUCGGCUUCGAGCUCUGGCGUUCCAGGGGCACAUGUGGGGUGGUCAAUUACAAGCUGCCAGUCUGUUUUCGGAAUCUCGCAUGAUGUGAUCUCGAUCCCAGCAUCAGGUCUUGGCAGGCAGCGACGGAAUCAGCCAUGCCGAAUUGUGUGUUCCACUGUCGUUGAAGAGAAAGAGGAGUUGGAAGCGGGUGCAGUAGAAAAGCAUGACGAGCCAAGUACAAGUGCUAUCCCUGCCCCGGGCCCCUUUGAGGUUCAGUCUUUGCUGAUGCAGCUGUGCGAUGAGACAAGUAUUGCUGAGGUGAAUCUGAAGAUGGGGGGGUUCCAAUUGCAUGUGCUCAGGGAUGUGACCAAUCUAGGAAGGUCAAGGAACACCGUUUCCGACGCUCGCAUCGCUGCGCCGCAUGUACCCGGGAAGCCCAUGGUUGAAGCUAUGACGACCCCAGCCUUGGCAAAUGGUAAAGCACUUGCUGUUUCUGCUCCUCCAGCUCAAACCCGGCGCGCAAGUGACACAGAGGAUGAUGAUGAAGUGGAUGAGGGUCUCCUUCACGUCGUCUCUCCGAAGGUUGGAGUUUUUCGACGAGGGCGAUUCGUGAAGGGGAAGAAAGGGCGCCCAAUGGUUGUUGAGGGACAAAUGAUCAAGCACAAGCAGAUCAUUGGCUACAUACAGCAGCUUGGGACACAGCAGCCCAUCGAGUCGGAACACGCUGGUGAAGUGGUUCGCUUCCCUGUCGAGGAUGGUGAGCCUGUUGGUUAUGGGGAGCGCUUAGUGGAGAUUCGCCCAUCUUUCCCAGGCAUCAAGAAGCUUUCAUCUUGAAAAAGAGGAGAGCCGGAACACUCCACUGAGAGUUAUCUGGAGGGAGGGAGUUUGUCCCAUGCUUGUCCCAUUCUGUCCCGAGCUUGUUGGCACAGAAUGGGGGGUUAUAUAAUAGUGUUAGUGCCACUUUUCUUGGCGAAUUUCCGACAGCGAUGAGUUAACUGCCGCCAAGUCGACGACGGAAAGACACUUUUAAAAGUGCGCCCUUCCUACUUGCCAGCAAAAUAUGUAUUUCUGCCCUCUCUCUUUUGUCUCUUCUACCUCCAUGUCACUUCUGCCCUCUCUCUUUUGUCUCUUCUACCUCCAUGUCACAGUCUUCCGUCUUCUAGGCAAUCUUCACAGCCACAGGGUGCCAUUGACUCGUGGUUGAAACCGCUCCUUCCUUUGCCAGAAAACGCAUGAGAAAUCGCGUGCUCUUCCGUCGUUUGCAUCUUCUUCUUCUUCUUAACUUUGUGCCAUACGCUACUCACAUUGUGGACAUCUUCACAGCCAGGGGAUGGCCUUGAGUGAUGGACAAAUAAAAUAAAAUACAUGGAGUGAUGGGUGCCUGCCAGGGACUGUGAGGAUGAUUCCAAUGCCAUGUCACUUGCAAACGUCACGUCUGUGAAUCUCUGACACGGCUCGUCAGGCGCUUCGCAGUAAACAGCUGUGCACUGAAAAAGGCAUUGGUCUCAAUGCCGAUGGCUCUGCUCUCAUCUCGCCUUUCUACCGUGGUGGCCUUCAGAGGCGUUGAUCGAUUGGGGGGGUUUGUUAAAAAAAGGCCACCCUUCCGUGCUAUAUACACAAGAAGCCCAAGAGAAGAGAGAUGAAUGCGAUCCCCGGACAGAUGAAAGCACGAUGAGCGAUAGUUUGGGAAUCCGUAUGGAUUUACCCCUACCCAUGUAUGAUGGUGUGUUUUUGACGUAAAGCUUAAAAGAGGGGGGGAAGUUGUCCUAAUGGGCUUGUCUCAGAUAUGUUUCUUCAUGAAUGUGGAAACACCCAUAUGUGUUUCUUUAUGAAUGUGGAAACACUGAGAUGUGUUUCGUCAUGAAUGUGCAAACGCCAUUGGUAUGGAAGAGGAGAGAUGAUACACAACUGCGUCAUCAGUUUAUCUUAAUGCAGAGAAGGCGUAUGAAUCCGUCUGGAUUUCCGCCCGUCUCUUUCACCACCUGCACUCUCUGAGGUGUUUGCAGGGUAGCAGCUGUUAAAGAAGGUCCUUGUCAUUCAUUAUAAUAUGAUUAUGUGUUCAUUCAUAAGAGCAUACUAUAACAUUCCCACUGUUGUUAUCACUCCUAAGUCUUUAAGUAAGGGUUACGAACGUGUGUUCGUUUCUGUAGCUCUGAAGCAGUCUUUCGAUGUCUUUUUUUUUUUUUUUUUUUUUUUUUUGUCACAUACUGUGGUGUGAACCAGUCACUGUAAACAGCAUGAGAUGUGCUGUGUCUAAAUUCAAUGCAUCAUAUUUAUUGUUUAUGGACUUGGAUGAAGUUAGAUCCUGCCUUUUUUUGCAUUUUUAUGAUUUUUUGCUUUGAGUUUCCAACUUUCCGCUGAUUAUCCCAGCUUAUCGAUCGCUGCUCUCUGCUGCCUCCCUCUCGCUUUCUCUGUUGUCAUAUACUGUGCUGUUAACUCGAAGGCAUUAUAUUU
Molecule: messenger RNA, 2749 nt
Organism: Chara braunii
Lineage: Eukaryota; Viridiplantae; Streptophyta; Charophyceae; Charales; Characeae
Source: the annotation of a GenBank genome assembly